This is a messenger RNA of Prorocentrum cordatum, 1059 nucleotides long. NCBI's taxonomy places the organism in Eukaryota, Dinophyceae, Prorocentrales, Prorocentraceae. The record is from the annotation of a GenBank genome assembly.
GCCGCCUGGUGCUACAGCCCAUCGGGCUUCUCGCCGGGGCACCUCCGCGCGCUCCGGGACUUCGCCUCCGAGCACUGGGCGCCCCUCUUCGACGGCCUCUUGCCCGCGCGCCUGGACAAGUCUCCAACCUCCAUCGGCGAGCUCAAGGCUUCCUUCGACGGGGCCAUUGUUGCGGGGUACAACAUUUUGUACUACGCCUCUUGCGAGUCGGGCGUCGUCUCCAGCUGGGUGGGCGUGAAGGCCGAGUGCGCGGACGGCGCGCCGUCGUGCGACGGCGUCCCGUGGGCCAGCACCCCGUUCGUGGGGGAGGCUGGCGCCUGCAGCCUGAGCGGGUCCCCGUUCGGCUCCUUCGGGCCCGGCGCCGCUCAGACGCCGUGGAGGGUAGCCCUGGACUACGUGCUCUUCCCCGAGGAGUCCUCCGAGGUUCUCGUGUACACGAGGCAGGGGGCCCUGGAGGAGGGCGCCCGCUUCGGCGCGGCGACCUACCUGCGGCGGCUCUCGGCGCACUACCGGCAGAGCGCGCAGUGCGACGGGGGGCAGCCGGGCGGCUGCGUGCAGCGCGGCCGGGUGGCCGCCCCGCUGCUGGCGCACGCGUUCGAGCCAGGCGCCCCGGCGCUGACCUGCCCCGGCGUGCCGCUGCCGGGCCACGACUGGUGGGCCUCUUUCAUGUCGUACCCCACCUUCACGGCGUUCGUCGUUCCCGUGGACGACCUCCCGCGGGAGCAGGGCGCCGCGUGGCUCGACACCCUGGCGUCCCUCUGCACGUUCUCCGACGACGGAGAGCCCAGCGGCUACCUGUGCUCUACCUCCAACUUCGAGCUUGACCAGGAGCUCGUGUCGACGAUGAUCAUGGCUGGCGCGGUCCAGCCGCCGAAGCCCGCGGGCGCGGCCGCGCCACUGCCCGCCAGCGCGGCCCCGAGGCCCGGCGGGGCUGCCGGCCCAGCGGCAGCGGCGGCCGCUGGGCGCGACGCCGUUGGCGCGGAGGCCGAGGUCGGCUUGUCGAUCAGAGCCCCUUCGACCGCCCCGAAGAAGGUCCUGGGCCAAUCGGCCACCCCGUAA